This is a messenger RNA of Porites evermanni, 3696 nucleotides long. The record is from the annotation of a GenBank genome assembly. NCBI's taxonomy places the organism in Eukaryota, Metazoa, Cnidaria, Anthozoa, Scleractinia, Poritidae.
AUGAGAGAAAAGUACCGAAAGCAGCAUGCAAAGAAAUUCAGGUGUGUCAUGAAGGAAUUAAAGUAUGUGGAUGAUUUGAAUUGGACACGGAGAUUGUUUCUCAGCCAAGUGCUGCUGCUGUUACAGUCAAACGUUUCUGUAGUUUUAUAGAAAGACGCUAAAAAAUAUAAUACUAAAAGAUCUUGACUGGCCGCUGUUUCAGAUUUUGUAUUUUGCUAAAAUAGUCGGAUUUGUGUUGUAAAAGGGUAAUUAACUAAAAAGAAGUUAAAUUCUGUUUUGUUUUGUAGAGAAACCUUGAUGCUAGUAGAGCGGUUGCCAUAUUUGGACUCAUCUCUUUCUAUAUUUCGAUUUUAUAUGUUUGUUGAAAGAAACAUACUUAUUGAUGUGGAUAUGCUACGAGAUUUAGAUUUGCCGCUUUCCGUCAAAGUGGACUUUUUGAAUUUUUCCUUUGCAUUAGGAUUACUGGAAAUCUAAGGAAUGUAGUCUCGCAUGAUUCUUAAAAUGGUGUUAAUCAACAAGUGAAAGUUACACGCAAUAGUCAUUCGGUUUUGUGUUUUAUAUCUUGUAGAUGAAUUUUUUUGGAAAUCAGGCUUUUGCUGCAAUGCCCGUUCAGUUUGUGGGCCUAUAAUGCAGAAAGAUGCCGAUGUGAAUUUCGCCUUGGACUUUGCCGUUUACUAAUCCAAGACUACUUGAAGUUUAUGAACUAUGAAGACUUUGACGUUCUUUCGACCUUUAGUGAAUUUAAUAGAACCUAUCCAGAUAUUCCUGAAAACCAUGUAUUUAUUGUAAUGAACCACUGAUUUUGAUAUGCAUUUAUAUAUUACUAGAAAAGUAUUUGAACAGUUUGUCUACCGAGAAGAAUGCCAGUAUACAGGGUGGCUAAACACAGCUGAUAUGGAAUAGAUGAAUUACAUAGUGUUGGAUUCUGGAAUUAUGUAAAUGCAACAAUUGAAAGUCAGUGGUUCAUGAGAAAAAUGUAUAUCGUUGUAUUUUAAGUUAUUUCAAGAUUUCGUUGAAUUGGGCAGAGAGCUCUAGGCGUCUCCACACCUCCCACUUUGUAAAUAGGUUUAAAAUAAAAAAAGAAGUAGACGGCAAUUGCUUGUGAGAUAUUGACUGGAAAAAAGAGGGAAACAAAUAAAUGUGGAGGGUUUAAACCCAAAAAAUAUAGAAACCAUUAACGUGAAACAAGAUGGUGGGUUAAUGAGGGAAAACAAAGGUUCUUAAUCCCUGGAAGGAAACCAAGAUGGGGGCUUCAACUUUGAAUAGAAAUCAAGAUGGCCGCUUAAUCACUGAAUAGAAAGCAAAAGGUCACGUAAUGAAAAAAGAAAAAAAGACUCAGAAAAAGAAGUAGAAGGAAAACACAUGAAAUAAAUGAUGAAAAUGGUUAGAAAAAUAAGUAGAAGGGAGAAACAUGAUGAAAUAAAUGCUUUAAAAACCAAAACGUGCACUCUAUCAUGGCAGUGACGUCAAACAAGAUGGCGGGUUAAUUACGUAAACAAUACCAAGAUGGCCGCUUUAUUGCUUAAGCCAAAGACAGAGAAAAUAAACGUGAGUUGAAGGAACAGAUAUAGCGCAAAAACGUGGGAAAAAAGUAAACGCGCAACGUUACAUGUUUCACAAAGUCUUUAGGGAAAACAAAAUGCGUCAUACAACCUGCCUAGCUCAGCGAAAUCAACUUCGAUUGACGUCGAUAGCCUACGCUUGGAUGUGUUUGUAUCCAAAUGCAACUCAAAGGUCGAAACGCGUGUGCGCAUUUAUUUCUCUAAGUGAGUGAUUAGUGUUCAUGCAGUGCAAACAAUUGUCAAGCGAGUGACAAGAACAAGCCUUGUUAGUGAGAGAAUGGAAAACGUUAAUCAAGCCAUUGACAGUCAAAUCGAAGGUAAGUAAUCACUCUUAACUAAGAAAAGAGAACUUGUUUUAAAAGAAACGUUUAAGCGGAUGGUGGUUGAUAUUAUGUUAUUUAGCCAUACUGAACGAAGGCAAUCAGGAAUUGUUAGACAUGAACGCUGUGGACAGGGAGAUUGAAGGUAAGCCUCUUUUCCCGCGUAGAUUCCCACGUAAAUGAUGUCCAUAAGCCAAAGUAACCAGAUAUAGUCGGAUAUAGAUAUAGCUCAAAAAAUUUUCUUCAGUUUGUUAGCGGAACAUGUGAUUCCAUGCCUACCUUGCCACAUCGUAUGUCAGUAUUGCCAAAGUGGUGACAGCAUUUUUGCACCAACAUGUUUUCUUGAAUGGAAGCCGCCACACCAUUUUCAGAAUUAUACAGCUUUUGAUUUAGCUAUUGAGAAUAUAGUUAUUGAAGGUUACUUAUUCACAACUGCAUAAUUCUUGAUUUAUAAAAUAACACUACCUAAAGAAGAUACAAAAAGACAAUAAAACCCAAGUGUAGCCCACAGAGAAAUGAGUAAGAAGUACAGCUGCACUUUCAAUUCCCAAAAUGUAGUGACAGGUUUUCGCAUUUUCCAUCGCAUGGCGAUCACUUCACAAUUAUUACCGCUUAUCCCUAUGAAAGUACAUGUAAUUUUCUACGUUCUUUUAAAAAAUCAUUUUUUUCUUGUUUAAUCCCAUGUUUUUUCUUUUACAGAAACAAAAUCAUCAAGAAGACUCUCCAGACAAAAGCGGUUCCUUAAAGAGCCACCAAAAAUUAAUAAAAGUUAGUCACACAAUUCAGAUUUAAACGUAAAUGUUUUUAUUUACAAUGCAAAAACUAUCUGCACUAAUGAAAACAAUUGACUUCUCGAAAACAAAACAAAAGUCAGUUAGGUUGCCUCAUAAAAUCCGUACGGAAAGGAUUUGAAUGUAAUGGGAUCCACUACAUGUUUGUUGAGCACUAAUACGUUUGUAUAGUAAAGUUGUUGUGAGCAUACUUGUUGAUUGACUUUAGAAAUUUCCAGCCUACUAUUGAGAAUGCAUAUAGGAGCGGUGUUAAAAGGAAAGAUGUUUUUUCCAAGACCAAUUCUUGCCAAGUUUCUUUACAGACCAGAGUGCAUAGCAGCCAUUAAGAAGAAAACAGAUUUGAAGAACAAGGCUCGAAUUUUAGAGGACUUAAUUUAAGAAUAUCGCAAGAGUUGAAAGAUUUAUUUUGGUUGUAAGACCUCCAUUUACAGCCGUUGACCUCAAUGUAAGAAGUCUUAGCCAACACUUUCAGUAUAUGUGUAACUUUCUAGACUCCUCUGCCUUUUCUUUUCAUGUGAUGGACGUUCUGUUUCAUGUUCUCCAGAGUAUCUGAAUUAGAAGUAUUUUCGUCCAUAGAAAGUCUAAAUACUAAGAAAUUCUUUGGAGCUUACAAGGUUCAUCCUCUCUUAGCCUGUGGUUUUUCAGCUGUUCUGCCCCCCAAAAGCAAAUAAUUAAUUAAUCCAUUUCCCAAGGUAUUUUUCUUGAUAGGAUGAGAAUAGCAAAAAUUGUUCCCAAGCCUAAUGUCUCUCUUGGGAUAAUUUAAUAAGUAACAUUUUUAAAAAAUUUAUUUUCAAUCAAAUUAUGUUCUAUUCAUCCACUGAAGAUAUUCUUACUCCAAAGCAAUAUGGCUUCUGCCCUGCUAGUACCACUACCGACUGUCUAUUAGAUUUACUAGAAGAAACUACCACCACUCUUGGCAAGGGAGACACGGAUAAGAAGUUGAUCGCCUUUGUUGCCUCUGUGAUGCUGAUUGCUUUAUUGAAGCAGAUCAAAUCAGGAGUCCCUGCAGGCCUCUUGAGUAGU